CUCGCGGAGCAGCUCGGUGAAGAUGGACGUACAGGAUCUAAAAUGGCGUCUGCAGAAACGAAUAGAAGCUGGUGUCUGAGUGUUUUGAACGUUAACGGCAGAACUAACGGACGGCGGGAAUCUGACAGCUGCCAUCAUGCUGUGAGGGCGUGACCUCGCUGCUUGCUCUGUGAGGAGCAGGAGGAGAUGGCGGCUGAACUUUUCCCCACCAGCCUCUCCCACAGUAACGAGGUGGAGGUGGAGGUAAAGAAGAGUUUCUUCCAUCUGAGCGUACCGGAGCCGACAUCUGAACACAUCGACGAGCAAGACACCGAUCAACCAAAUGGCAACAACAGCAUCGGAGAAGAGAGAGACAGCUGGCAGGCAGCUCACCCCACCCUCAGAGAGAGGAACGCUCUGAUGUUCAACAACGAGCAGAUGGCUGAUGUUCACUUCAUUGUUGGUCCUCCAGGAGAAGCUCAGAGAGUCCCUGCUCAUAAGUAUGUUCUGGCGGUGGGCAGCUCGGUGUUUGGAGCCAUGUUUUAUGGAGAUCUGGCUGAGGGACAAUCUGAGAUCCACAUCCCUGACGUGGAGCCAGCUUCUUUCCUCAUCCUGUUAAGGUACAUGUACAGUGAUGAGAUUGAGCUGGAAGCCGACACCGUGCUUGCUACUCUCUAUGCUGCGAAGAAGUACAUCGUUCCUGCUCUUGCGAAGGCAUGCGUCACCUUCCUGGAGACCAGUCUGGAGGCAAAGAACGCCUGCGUUCUGCUGUCUCAGAGCAGGCUGUUUGAAGAGCCAGAGCUAACGCAGCGCUGCUGGGAGGUGAUCGAUGCUCAGGCUGAGCUUGCUCUGCGAUCUGAAGGUUUCUGUGAGAUUGACCUGCCCACGCUGGAGAUCAUCCUGCAGAGAGAAACACUCAAAAUCCGCGAGGUCGUGGUCUUCCAGGCGGUGCUGAGCUGGGCGACGGCCGAGUGUCGGCGGCAGGGCCUGGCAGUGACACCGAGGAACCAGCGGGCAGUGCUGGGAAAGGCUUUGUACCUGGUUCGGAUCCCCUCCAUGAUGUUGCAGGAGUUUGCCGACGGGGCAGCACAGUCGGAUGUCCUGACACUGAAAGAGACACGUGACAUCUUCCUGUGGUUCACCGCAACCAAAAAACCUAGACUGGAGUUCCCUCUGGUGAAGCGGGCCGGCCUGGCGCCACAGAGGUGUCACCGCUUCCAGUCCUCGGCCUACCGCAGCAACCAGUGGCGCUACAGGGGUCGCUGCGACAGCAUCCAGUUUGCAGUGGACCGGAGGAUCUUCAUGGCUGGACUCGGUCUCUACGGGUCAAGCAGCGGGAAAGCGGAGUACAGCUUGAAGAUUGAACUGAAGAGGCAGGGAACCGUUCUGGCCCAGAAUUUCACCAAGUUUCUGUCAGACGGGUCAAGCAGUAUCUUCCCCGUGUGGUUCGAACACCCGGUCCAGGUGGAACAGGACACCUUCUACACCGUCAGUGCCAUCCUGGACGGAAAUGAGCUGAGUUACUUUGGACAGGAGGGGAUGACUGAGGUGCAGUGUGGGAAGGUAACAUUUCAGUUCCAGUGUUCAUCGGACAGUACCAACGGGACCGGUGUGCAGGGGGGGCAGAUCCCUGAACUGGUCUUCUUCUGUUGAACCAGAACCUGACAGAUAGACUCAAAGCUUUUAAUCGAGACAGGGGCUCUGAUUCUGAUAGACGCACUGGUGCAUUGAACUGGAGGCUGAUUGGACUAUUGUAGUAUUACUGAAAGCUGACUGGAAUGUUGUACUGAGACCGGAAGCUGAUUGGUUUGUCAGUGCUUUUUUAAGGAAACCGAACUAAACAUUUAAGCAAAACUAAACUGUUGCUGUUUCUCUGAGGUGAAGUCCUGCAAUAUCUGAUUUAGUUUCCUGCAGCUGCCACUAGAUGUAACUCAAAAGCCAAAUUUUACUGCUUUAGCCUUUAAAACUACGAUGACCUAUUAGAUGACACAGUGGUUGAUGUGAAAUUUAGUUCUGUACUGCACUUUUCUCUGCAGCUCUACAGCACUUUUCUCUGAAGGAGGAUGUACAUCUUAUGUUUAACAUAAUUGACAUGAUAUUUUUUGUUUAAACCGACCUCUGAUUCAUACAUGUGAAACAUUUAUGAGAAUAAAUUUCUCACAGGAACAACUGA
This is a messenger RNA of Xiphias gladius (swordfish), 2152 nucleotides long. Its product is annotated as BTB/POZ domain-containing protein 6-B-like. The coding region runs from base 187 to 1632 and encodes 481 amino acids. The transcript is spliced from 5 exons. Gene Ontology annotation, molecular function: protein binding. NCBI's taxonomy places the organism in Eukaryota, Metazoa, Chordata, Actinopteri, Istiophoriformes, Xiphiidae. Gene Ontology annotation, cellular component: cytosol. The record is from RefSeq and is a predicted model, not a curated record. Gene Ontology annotation, biological process: neurogenesis.